GAUCGUGUACCUUUCCAAGAAAGACUUGGCGGUAAAACCGAUACCCUCUCCACUUGUUUAUCACGGCGUAAGCUCCUCAAACUCACCCAUCUCUGUUUUCAUAGACUUUUUCUUCCUCAAUAAGCCCAAAAGAAAAAGCUUUAAAAAUAAGAGCGAGAAGACGUAGCGGAAGAAAAAGAAGAAGAAAAAUGUCAAAGGAGGAGGCUGUGUUUGUUGGCUCAAUCGACCAAGGAACCAGCAGUACCAGAUUCAUAAUCUAUGACCGCUUAGCUCGCCCAGUGGGAUCUCACCAGGUCGAGUUCACUCAGUUCUACCCAGAAGCCGGAUGGGUGGAGCAUGAUCCCAUGGAGAUUCUGGAGAGUGUGAGGAUUUGCAUUGCCAAGGCAGUGGACAAGGCAACAGCGGAUGGAUACAACGUGGACAGUGGGUUGAAGGCUAUUGGUUUGACCAAUCAGAGGGAAACAACUCUGCUGUGGAGCAAAUCCACGGGUUGUCCGCUUUACAACGCCAUUGUUUGGAUGGAUGUUCGAACUAGUUCUAUUUGCAGAAAAUUGGAGAAGGAAUUGUCAGGCGGGAGAACUCAUUUUGUGGAAGUUUGUGGUCUGCCAAUAAGCACCUAUUUCAGUGCACUGAAGCUCCUCUGGUUGAUGGAAAAUGUGGAUGCUGUCAAGGAGGCAGUGAAAGCAGGGGAUGCUCUGUUUGGAACUAUAGACACUUGGUUGAUCUGGAACUUAACUGGUGGGCUAGCUGGAGGAAUACACGUCACUGAUAUCUCAAAUGCAUCAAGAACAAUGCUCAUGAAUCUCAAAACACUUAAUUGGGAUAAACCCACUUUAGAAACCCUAGGGAUCCCAGCUGAAAUUCUGCCCAAAAUUGUCAGUAAUUCUGAGCUUAUUGGAAAAAUAUCCAAAGGAUGGGCAGUUACUGGUGUCCCAAUUUCAGGAUGUUUAGGUGACCAACAUGCCGCGAUGGUGGGGCAAGCUUGUAGGAGAGGUGAGGCUAAAAGCACUUAUGGAACUGGUGCUUUCAUACUUCUCAACACAGGUGAAGAGAUAAUCCAGUCAAAGCAUGGGCUUCUAACUACUGUAGCAUUCAAGCUUGGCCCCAAAGCUCCAGCAAAUUAUGCUCUGGAGGGAUCGAUUGCUAUUGCUGGUGCUGCAGUUCAGUGGCUGAGAGAUGGUCUUGGGAUUAUUAGUAGUGCGAGUGAGAUCGAGAAAUUGGCAUCACAGGUUGAAUCCACAGGCGGGGUUUAUUUUGUUCCUGCUUUUAAUGGAUUGUUUGCUCCUUGGUGGCGUGAUGACGCUCGUGGAGUUUGUAUUGGGAUCACAAGGUUUACAAGCAAGGCUCAUAUUGCUCGAGCUGUUCUUGAGAGUAUGUGUUUCCAAGUCAAAGAUGUGCUGGAUUCAAUGCACAAAGAUGCUGGGGAGAAGGGUGAGGUUAAGAAUGAGAAGGGGGAGUUCUUGCUUAGGGUUGAUGGUGGCGCUACUGUUAAUAAUCUUCUGAUGCAAAUUCAGGGAGACUUGUUGGGAAGUCCAGUGUUGAGACCAGCUGACAUAGAAACAACUGCUCUUGGAGCAGCCUAUGCUGCUGGAUUAGCUGUUGGCGUUUGGACAGAAGAUGAGAUUUUCGCUUCUGAAGAAAAGCUUAAAAGUGCCACCAUAUUCCGUCCAAAUUUGGGUGAGGAGUUGAGGAAGAAAAAGGUGGAGUCUUGGUGCAAGGCUGUUUCCAGAACUUUUGACUUGGCUGAUCUUUCUCUUUGAUAUACCCGUGUGAGCCGUGUCGAAUCCUGCAACCCUUAACUUUUAUUUUUCUGUUAUUGGAAUAUGAUGGUAGCCAGAAUUGUUUGAAACAAUGAAUAAUAUUUGAAUAAAACUGAUUUCUGACUUUUUA
Juglans microcarpa x Juglans regia is the source of this 1890-nucleotide messenger RNA. RefSeq names its product glycerol kinase. Gene Ontology annotation, cellular component: mitochondrion. Gene Ontology annotation, biological process: glycerol-3-phosphate biosynthetic process; triglyceride metabolic process; glycerol metabolic process. The transcript is spliced from 4 exons. Lineage: Eukaryota; Viridiplantae; Streptophyta; Magnoliopsida; Fagales; Juglandaceae. The coding region runs from base 189 to 1760 and encodes 523 amino acids. Gene Ontology annotation, molecular function: glycerol kinase activity. The record is from RefSeq and is a predicted model, not a curated record.